Messenger RNA from Symbiodinium necroappetens, 936 nucleotides. Lineage: Eukaryota; Dinophyceae; Suessiales; Symbiodiniaceae. The record is from the annotation of a GenBank genome assembly.
AUGCCGUCCGUGUGGGGGCGCUCGGAAGUUCUGGGCCCUUCCACUUUGUUUCUCGACAAGGGCGACUCUGCCAUGCUCAUCAGCGGGACCACGUCUAAGAAGGAGCUUUGUUUGGUCUCACGGGCUGAGCACUCCGGGGCGAGAUUCCUGGCGGUGGAGCCAUGUGAGGAUGCAGUCCUUGAGAAAGAUGGCCGAGAGAUUUGGCAGCUGUCUCCGGGCGGCCGCAUCGCGGACUUGGCUGGCCGCUGUUUGGCCGCGGAGUCAGGUGAGUUGCUUCUGAGAAAGUGUCAAGAUGUUCAGGCUUGGCGGCUGACAGGUAAAAACCAGAUCCAGCUUGGUGAACCAGCGGCAGGAACUGACAGAAGUUGCUUGGCUGUAGAUCCUGCAGUCACGUUGAUGGAUGGGAUCGGUGUGGACCUGGCCAGAGGGCAGACUGCUGAAUCUACUUCUUCGACUGACAUGGCCCAUUCUGCAGGGAAUGCGGUCGAUGGAAAUCCUGCGACAUAUUGGGCCAGCGACAUCCUUGGCCAAGACUCCGCGGCAGACGCUGUUUCGUGGUCGGUCUCGUUUCCGCGUUCACGCUUGAACUCGGUCGACAUUGAGUGGGAACAUGCCGCUCAACAGUUCGACUUGCAAAUCAGUAAUGGCGAUGACAGCUGGCAAACAGUGUACUCUGUGCCAAGCAAUCCACUAAACUCACGCCGUUCCCGCAUACCCUUGGACGGCAUCGAGGCACAAGCUGUGAAGUUGGUUUUCGGAGGAAACCUUUCCGUUCCAGCUGCCAGACGGGUCGGCAUUCGUCACUUCCGGCUGACCUCGGCAAGCGUGACCAGGCUUCCCAUGCCCGUGCUCACCGUUUCGCAAGGAGUUGGACUCUUUUUCCCCAUCCACCGCUCCUUGUGCUCCCUUGUACGUAUUGACGAUGAAGUACCCUAG